UCACAGUGCCACUGUUUUUCAGUAUGUGAGAGUAAGUUUAUUAAAAGCACGCACCUAAAUUACUAAAUAAAAAGACGUUCAUCUCCUGGACUCUUUGUUAUACCUGGUAUUUCACGGACACAGUAUGGGAAAUAGAUCAGCGUACAAUUCGUGAAACAGAAGCAACUUGUUUUGAUUUUCCAUUCAUUCAUUAAUGGGACAUUGUUCUCCAGCUCUACGGUCGGAUUUUUCUGACGUAAUAUUCUGGACAUAUUCUGGCUCCAAUUGUCUCUUUACUAAAGAGCCGCUGAAGGGAUAUGGGGAAAUCAACCAAUAAACAGAAUAAAUAAACGUUUCUGGUGCUCACCUGUAAGUUUCGGAAGACGGUUCUGCCGGCCUACCUCAAUGUGACCACUCCAAAGCAAGAUGAUCACCUUCUUUCUGAUUGGACUGUUAGUCCACGUGGUCUUCUUUAUUUCUAUUUUCGACAUUUACUUCACCUCUCCCUUGGUCCAUGGUAUGACACCCCAGAUUACACCACUAGCACCACCUGCAUCCAGACUAGUAUUGAUGGUUGCCGACGGCCUCAGAGCAGAUAGUCUGUUCACUGUGCUCCCCGAUGGCUCCUCCAGGACACCAUACCUGAGGCGUGUGAUAGAGGAGAGGGGAACCUGGGGUGUGUCGCACACACGUGUGCCCACUGAGUCCCGACCUGGCCAUGUUGCUCUCAUAGCUGGCUUCUAUGAGGAUGUCAGUGCUGUUGCCAAAGGUUGGAAGGAGAAUCCUGUUGAGUUUGACUCAGUUUUUAAUGAGAGCAGGCACACAUGGUGCUGGGGUAGCCCUGACAUUCUGCCUAUGUUUGCAAAAGGUGCCACUGGUGACCAUGUCUACACCUACACAUACCCAGCAGAGGAGGAGGAUUUUGCCUCCACAGACGCCUCCAGGCUUGACAGUUGGGUGUUCACCCAAGUCAAAUCAUUCCUUGAGUCAGCAAAGUCCAAUUCAACUCUUAGGGCGCGUCUUCUCCAGGAUAAAAAUGUUUUUUUUCUGCAUCUGCUGGGUAUAGACACCAAUGGUCAUGCUCACAGGCCAAUGUCAAAGGAGUACCUUGACAAUAUUGGUCUCGUAGACGCUGGUGUCGCUGAGUUGGUGUCUCUGGUGGAAGACUUCUUUGGUCACGAUGGUCAAACAACCUAUGUGUUUACCUCUGAUCACGGCAUGACAAACUGGGGAUCACAUGGUGCGGGCCAUCCAUCUGAAACACUUACCCCUUUAGUUGUAUGGGGGGCUGGAGUUAAUAAUGCAGUUAAAGUCACUGAGCCUCAACAGUUCACUGACAGAUCUUUACAAGAUUGGAAACUCGAGCACAUCCGUAGAGUCGAUGUCAAUCAGGCUGACAUCGCUCCCCUCAUGUCCUCUCUCAUUGGUGUCCCGAUUCCUGUCAACUCAGUUGGCGUGUUGCCUCUUCUCUACCUCAACAACAGUGCCCUGUUCAAAGCAGAGAGCAUGUACACAAACGCUAUUCAAGUACUCGAGCAGUUCAAGAUCAAAAUGAUGCAGAAAAAGGAGACGACCUUAUCCUUUCUCUUCACCCCAUAUCUACAAUUGACUGACAUAAAACAAGCAGAGUUUAUACAUGACGCCAAAAAGCUGAUUCAGCUGGAAGAGUAUGAAAAAGCUAUUUCUCUUUGCCAGUCUCUCAUAUCCCAUGCCCUGGAGGGCCUGGUUUACUACCACACCUAUGACAGGUUCUUCCUAGGUUGCAGUGUGGUGCUGGGAUUUGUGGGUUGGACCUCAUAUGUGAUUGUAGUAAUACUGAAGACUCACGCCAGCCUAAUACGACAACCAGGUCACCAGAUUCCCAGCCGUACCCUGAAGAGGCUAUGUGUGGGUGUGACAGUGGGGAUCACUGGGUUCCUCCUUAUUCAAAGAAGCCCACUUACCUACUAUAUUUACUGCCUGCUGCCUGUCCCUGUCUGGUACUCUGUUCUGAAAGAAUGUGGUACUCUGAUGGAUUUGAAGUCGCUGCCUUCUCUUCCGCUGUGGAAAUGUUUUGGUUAUUUUGUGCUGGUGGCUUUUGGAGUCGAGUUGUUGGUGGUGAGUUUCUUCCAUCGCGCAGUGUUGACUGCAGGCCUGGCCAUUCUUUCUGUAUGCCCCAUCCUCUCAGGGCUUUUUAUCAAAGCUAAGGCGUGCUCAGUGAGUUGGUUUGUGGGCUGCGUGCUUUUGGCUUUCUUCCCUCUGAUGCCCGUUGUGGGUAGGGACCCUGUCAUACAUCUGGUUACAUGUUCAGGUCUACUCACCCUACUGACGUCAGCAUGUUACCUCUGGUCAUCACAGCAGAGAAACUCACUGCGACCUGGUGACAGAAGGCAGUUAAUUAUGCAGAUGCUGCACGUAGCUGUCUGUGCAUACGUGCCAUCGCUCACACACUCCAGUCUGCAGCAGAAACAGGGUCUGCCUCUUCUCAACCAGAUCAUCAGCUGGUCCACGUUAGGGUCUUCAAUGGUGGUUCCGUUGUUAAGCUCCACUCGACUUUUCCAUCGACUCCUCAGCAUAUUCCUCUCACUCACUGCCACAUACCUGCUGCUCAGCACUGGGUCAGAGGCCUUGUUUCCACCUGUACUAUCCUGGCUGAUGUUUACGUGGAUCCACAUUGAACAAGAAGCUAUGCUUUCACAGGGUGUCUCCAGCAGACAAGAUCUCUACACCAUUGAUUUCUCUGCAAACAUUGACAUCGCCAAGAUCCGAAAUCUGAAGUUGGAUGACAUCAGAAGAUCUUACUUUUUUGUAUUUUUUAUCAUCACAGCUUUCUUUGGCACUGGAAACAUAGCUUCUAUUAACAGCUUUGACCCAGCGUCGGUUUAUUGUUUCCUGACCAUCUUCAACCCCUUCAUCAUGGGAGGACUGAUGAUGUGGAAGGUUAUCAUUCCGUUCAUAAUAGUGAUGUGCACCUUUGAGACCAUUCAAGUUGUAACGCAGCUUUCUUCCAGAAGUCUAUUCCUCAUCGUCCUGGUCAUCUCAGACUUAAUGGCUCUGCACUUUUUCUUCCUGGUUCAGGACUAUGGCAGCUGGUUGGACAUUGGCACAAGCAUCAGCCAUUAUGUGAUCGUGAUGUCAAUGACCAUCUUCCUGAUGCUGCUCAGUAUCGUGACACACAUUCUUACCUCAAAACGACUAACACUGUGGCGACGAAACAAGCUGCAUUUUACCUAAAUAACAAAUGCCACUUUGAGUAGAUGUCACAUUAUUGAAUUGGUCAAAGGUGGAGGUUGUUUUUUCUUAAAUUUUGUUACCACAUAAUAAGGGAAGUUAUGUAAGUUAGUUUCAGUAUACCUGAUGGCGCAAGUCAUUUUCAGCAUUUACGUCUUGACUGCACGACAAAAUAAAAUGGCAGUUUACAACAGAAGAGUUGUUUGGUUUCUCUCUUAGAAAGUAAUAACUUCCCCAGAAUGAUGAAAUAUAUUUUCACAGUGUUCCUUGCUCUUUUCUUUUUUUUUUACACCAGCCAGGCCACAUUGUUGUUGCAUUAAUCAUUGAUGAACUGACUAAACCCACUGUAAUAUUUGGUUUUGAAUUAAGUCUUUGCCAGAGGUGAUGGUUUGCCAAACCUACUAGUUUCCUGUAAAGCUUCAUGACAUUUGUUUUAUACAGGAAUCCAAUUUAAAUUUAUUUUUUAAAGACUGUUUGUCUCAUUGGAAGUGGAAUAAGAAAUGUUAAUAAAGUUGUAAUCAGUGAACAAUAA
Molecule: messenger RNA, 3721 nt
Organism: Cynoglossus semilaevis (tongue sole)
Lineage: Eukaryota; Metazoa; Chordata; Actinopteri; Pleuronectiformes; Cynoglossidae
Gene: pign
Product: phosphatidylinositol glycan anchor biosynthesis, class N
Exons: 30
Coding region: 406-3192 (928 amino acids)
Biological process (GO): GPI anchor biosynthetic process
Cellular component (GO): endoplasmic reticulum membrane
Molecular function (GO): mannose-ethanolamine phosphotransferase activity
Source: RefSeq, a predicted model, not a curated record